CCGAUGAUAGAGUUAAGCUAUUAGUUGUCUGAUGAUGGAUGAUAACUGAUGCCAUUUAACACCAGUUAAAUUUGAAAUAAACCGUUAGUUAGGAAUUCUUGCUCGCGCACGCAAACGGUCGUUGGUUUAAAAUCGUCAACAGUUGACGCUAACGUUUUAACCAGCUUUAAGUGAAUUCUUAGUUUGGGUCAUAUUAAGGUAACGUUAAAAUUAAUAUUUAACAUUAACAUUAAAGGAUGGAGAGAGACCGGGGUUUUAACUUCAAACUGUUGGUGCCUCCCAGGGUGAAUAACGGUCAGGUAUCUGCUGUUAGACCUCAGGAAAUUGUUGAGAACUGUGGUGAAUUCAUGAAUACGUUACAGCAAGGUUACAGUAAAUGUUUUGACAAAGAGCAAAACAUGCCUUUCCCCAAUACAAGUAUGGUUGCACCAACUAAACCAACCAGACAAGAUUUUCCCCAGAUGAAGGUGGUGCCACCAAUGGAAAAAGAGGAGAAUAAUUGCAAUCCAGGACAGCUUUAUUCUAAGCUGUUUGAUGAAGUUGACAAAAUCAAGUGUUGGAAAGUCAAAGCUGACUCUGACACAGUGCAAAGGGAAAGGAAACUCCAAGAAAACAAAAGAACAAUUGAAACUCAGCGCAAAGCCAUUCAAGAACUGCAGUUUGGAAAUGAAAGUCUCAGUAUAAAGCUAGAGGAACAGAUCAGUGAAAAUGAGGAUUUGAAGAACAGAAACAAUGCAACACGGAAUUUGUGUAAUAUACUCAAAGAUACCUUUCAGCGGUCAGCUGAGAAAAUGCAUUUAUUUGAAUCUGAAAGAGAGGAAACACAUCACCUCCUAAUGGAAAAUAGUGAGAGUAUUCAGAAACUGAUUGCAGCAUUCGAAAGCCUUCGUGCUCAAGCUGAAGUUGAUCAACAAGAGAUGCUGAAAGUCAAAGGGGACUUGCAGCAAUUUGAAGAUCUAAAAGAUAAAUAUCAUCAAGAAUACAGCAUAAAAGAGGAAGAGGUUGUGAUGCUUCAAACAAAACUGAAGGAUAAUGUCAAUGAACUACAAAAAAUCCUGCGUGACCUCCAUGAGACUCAAGACCAAUGCAGACAACUCCAAAAGGAAACAGAUCAACAACAUGAACUUCUCAAAAGCUCAAAAGCUGAACAGGAAUCCCUCCUUCAAAAACUGCACACUGCAGAGCAGCGCUGUACAGAAACUGAGACAAGUCAGGAAGCCAUUGCUGCAAUGCUGAAACAGAGUAAAGAAGAACAUGCACAGAUCAUCCAAAGCAAAGAUUUAAGCUUGCAGGAGCUCAGCAGAGUUAAAGAUCAACAAGCAAAGAAGCUGGAGGAGAUUCAGACAACCAUUCAGGAGCUACAGAAUUCACUGGCCUUAGAAAUACAGAGGGUUAAGGAAUGUGAGGAUAAAUUCAUGGCAAACAACGAGGAACUUGAAAGGAAAAACAUACUUUUAGGAGAGGCCACAGAGCAAAGUGCAAAAAAGAAUGGGCAGAUCAAAAUCCUUGAAAAUGAACUGGACAAAGCAUCAAAAUCCAUGGAGGCCCUGAAGGGCAAGAUGGAUGUCCUUGAGGUCAGAGUGGAGGAACUCAAAGCUGAGCUUUCAAGAAAAACCGAAGAAGCCCAGCUAAUUAAGAGUGAAGCAGAGAUUGCCUUUGCUGAAAAUGAGCAACUUAAGAAAGCUUGUGAAACUGCUGAAACGGCACAUGAGGAUUUAAAGGAGGAGUUCAAUACAACUGAGAUCAAAGUGCAGGAGCUGGAGGGACACUUGUCCAGUGAAAUGAAGAAAAAUGAAGAAUACACUUUUCAGAUGGAGCGACUGAGGAAAGACCUCUCACAGCACGAAGUAAAGUACGAGGAGCUAUUAGCCAACUUUAAUGAGCUGCAGUCUGAGAAGAAGGCCAUCGAACAGCUAUUUGAGAGUGGAUCCUCUAAUGUGAAAGCUAUUGAAGCAAACAUGAAGGUGAGUGAGGAGAAGGCUCACAAGCUCACAAGAGAAAUUCAAAGACUGGAAGAGGAAAACAAAUGUUUACGAGAGGAAGUGAACUCAAUUAAAACCAACAUCCAGGGGAGAUAUCAAGAGACUGAGACUUUGCAGAAGAAAAUUGAAGAAAAUUGUGAGCAUUUCCAGGAGGAAAUUACAGAAAAAGAAAAAACGAUCAAAGCCGUGGAGGCAAAGCUGUGCAAUCUCAGGAGAAAAUUUGAAACUAAACUUAAAGCCCAGGAGGAAUACCAGAAAGAGAACAAAAUGCUUAAGAAACAAAUAGCAAAGGAGAUUGUGAAAUCCAGUCAACUUGAAAAUGUGAUCAGCGGUCUUCACGAGGAGUCCCAGAACCUUAAAAGACUGAACGAGGAAGAACAUCAAAAAUUGCUUAAGGAUCUUGAGUCCAAAUCAACCUUUGCAUUAGAGCUUGAGAAUGAGGUACAAAAGCUCAGAUUAACAGCAGCAGAGGCCAUCAAGAACAAGGAAGAUGCAGAACUCAAGUGUCAGCACAAGAUAGCAGAUAUGGUCGCACUGAUGGAAAAACACAAGAGCCACUAUGACCGGAUGGUUGAAGAGAAGGAUGCAGAGCUUGAUGAGAACAAGAAGAAAGAGAUGAAGGCAGUUGCUCAUAAGAAAUCACUGGAGGUGGACGUCUCGAACCAUAAGACAGAAAAUGAUCAGCUGAAGAAACAGCUGAUGACAGAAAAGACAGAGAAGGAAAAUCUACAGAAGGAGCUAACUGAUUUGAGGAAAGAGAUUUCAUCAGUGAAAAUCAUUCAGCUGUCAGAAGCAAGUAACAAGCAGUCACCUGCCUUCAGCCAUAAGCAAGGAAGAUGUUCAGAGACUCCCAAAGAAAACUCUUCAAAGAAACACGUGUUUGACUUCUCUGAGACCAUGAAAACGCCCUCCUACCACAAAGAUACUGGAAGUACUGCAGUUAUGAAAAAGGCUGAAUCUGGCACUGAAUCCAUCAGAACAUCAUGUGGAACAACACCAAAGACCAAGGAAAUUCUCAAUGAAGACCUGAAAACCCCGAAAAGUAUUACAAACAGGGUUGGCGGAACAUCAAAGAUCAAAUCCUACAGAAUAAGGACACCCCCUUUUGCUGAAAAGGCAGCAUGCUGGGGGAAGAGCGCCAUUCAGCUUGACCCCAAGUCUGACAGCUCUGAUCAAAAUGAUCUUUUGACCUUUGCAGAUGCACCUGCACCCAGUUUUUCUGCUCCACAUUCCAAACGCAACAUGUUCAAAAAGAGCCCUGUCAGUCAUAAGUCACCAGGGAACUCCUUGAAGCUAGCUGCAAUGAAAAGAAUGAGGGAUGCUGGUUGGACUGCUGUUACUGGCUGUGACAAAAAAAAGAAGAAGACUAAUGAGAAAAUCUUUGCAUAAAUAGCACUGUGACAGGUCAGAUAACCAGUGAUUAUAACCCUAUUAGACAGCUUUAGAUGUUCAUAUUCUAACUUUAACAUGCAUAUAUAGCACUGUCUAUCCAAAUCAGAUUGAUGGUAAUAAUAAUAAUAAUAAUAAUAAUAAUAAUAACAGGCAAAUUUUCUUAACAUGCAUAGAAAGUAUUGUUAUGGAUCAGAUCAGCAGUAUUGUUAAGAACAAUCAAAUGUGGGUGUUUCAAAUUUAGCUAGUUUGUUUGGUUUGUUGAGGUAGUUUUUAAGUGACUGUCAAGUCAUCCUCAUUGCUUUUAAGUACUUUGAAAAAGAAUCUCUUGCUAGAGUUGUAUUGAAUAAUUUAUCUUUACUGGCGUUCAUAUGAAAUCUCAUUCAUUCUGCACAAGUUUAUAUUGGCUGUAUGGUAACAGGUGUAGUUGCUAUGUGUUACUAUCUACUUCUGUGUUACCAUGACUUACUAUUGACAGUGAUAUGAGUAAAAGUAAUGUUCAAAUUCCUCAA
Messenger RNA from Thunnus maccoyii (southern bluefin tuna), 3883 nucleotides. RefSeq names its product synaptonemal complex protein 1 (gene sycp1). The transcript has 35 exons. Gene Ontology annotation, cellular component: male germ cell nucleus; central element; synaptonemal complex. Lineage: Eukaryota; Metazoa; Chordata; Actinopteri; Scombriformes; Scombridae. Gene Ontology annotation, biological process: synaptonemal complex assembly; chiasma assembly; lateral element assembly. The record is from RefSeq and is a predicted model, not a curated record. The coding region runs from base 237 to 3371 and encodes 1044 amino acids. Gene Ontology annotation, molecular function: double-stranded DNA binding.